CAUCCACCCAUUAAUUCUGAUAAUCUACCCAUUCACCCUGGCAAUCCACACAUUCACUGUGUGAAUCUACCUAUUUAUGGUAAGAAUCUAGCCAUUCACUGUAAGAAUCUACCCAAUCACUGUGAGAAUCUAGCCAUUCACUGUAAAAAUCCACCCAAUCACUGUGAGAAUCUAGCCAUUCACUGUAAGAAUCCACCCAAUCACUGUGAGAAUCUAGCCAUUCACUGGAAAAAUCCACCCAAUCACUGUGAAAAUCUAGCCAUUCACUGUAAGAAUCCACCCAAUCACUGUAAGAAUCUACCCAAUCACUGUGAGAAUCUAGCCAUUCACUGGAAAAAUCCACCCAAUCACUGUGAGAAUCUAGCCAUUCACUGUAAGAAUCCACCCAAUCACUGUAAGAAUCUACCCAAUCACUGUGAGAAUCUAGCCAUUCAAUGUAAGAAUCUACCCAGUCACUGUGAGAGUCUAGCCAUUCACUGUAAGAAUCUACCCAAUCACUGUGAGAAUCUAGCCAUUCACUGGAAAAAAUCACCCAAUUACUGUGAGAAUCUACCAAUUCCCUCUGGUGCAUCUAGUAGACUUGUUCAUCACCUUGAGAAUAAUGCCAAUCACCUAAUCCAUGUGAGAGACCUUCAACUGGAGUAA
Pelobates cultripes (western spadefoot toad) is the source of this 645-nucleotide messenger RNA. NCBI's taxonomy places the organism in Eukaryota, Metazoa, Chordata, Amphibia, Anura, Pelobatidae. The record is from the annotation of a GenBank genome assembly.